UGAGUGUGGUGUGGGUGGAGCUUAAGGGGCACCUGAGCACUACUUCGCCUAGGGCGCCAUUUCGGCUAAGGCCGGCCCUGCCUAUAGGUUGGAGAAACAUUGGUAAAAUUGAAGUGUAUUAACCCACCAGAUGUGCCAUAGCAAGCCCUGCCCGCGACCAUUUUGACUGCACCGCUCACUGUUGGAAAGAUGCCACCAAAACACCAGAGCUCCCAUCUGCUUGUCGCCCUCACCACACACUGACAGAAUCCUAAGUUAGUCAUGCUGCAUCCUUGGCAGGUCCCUCAAGGAAUACCACCAUGGCAGCAGCCUGUAGCUGAUGUUUUCUGUCCUAAAAUGAGGGAUUUGUUUGUAAAGAUGCAUUUAAGGAAGAUCAGAAUAUUACUGAGUAAUCUUCACUCAUCACAGAAAUGUAUUUCAACAUGCACAGCCUCGUGGCACUCACAGAAAUUUUCAUCAGUUGAAGAAUUACUUGGUCUUCAUAAAACUAAACAAAACAGGAUCAUUUAUCCUUUGAAAGAACUGGAAAAAUAUUUAAGUAAUUGUGUCAACAAAACUAAUUUCUCAAUAUUUGAACCAAGUCUGGAAGACAUCAAGAAGGCAGAGACUUAUUUUACACCCACAGCUAAGCACACAAUUGAUUAUUUUACUUCUGCUGUAAGGAUGGACCAUAUACCACCAGCAUCACAGCCAGAGGUAUGCUUUAUAGGCAGAAGCAAUGUUGGAAAGUCUUCUCUAAUAAAGGCUGUAUUUUCACUGGUUCCCAACAUCCAUGUUAAAAUAUCAAAAACUCCGGGUCAUACAAAGAAAAUGAACUUCUUUAAAGUGGGGAAAGAGUUUGCUUUGAUAGACAUGCCUGGUUAUGGGUACCAUGCCCCAAAGGAUUUUGUUGAUAUGGUGGAACCUUAUCUCAACUCGCGCCAUAAUUUAAAGAGAACAUUUUUAUUGUUGGAUGCAUCUGUUGGAAUCACAGAACUGGACAAAAUAGCAAUAGACAUGUGUGAAGAGUUUGGAAUUCCUUACGUAAUUGUCCUGACAAAGGCUGACAGAGCUGCCAAGGGAGAGCUGUUGAAAUGUGUAGUGAAGGUGCAGGAAGUGAUUGAAAGGCAAACAAAAGGAUGUUUUCCUCAGCCUUUCCUUGUAAGCUCCUUGCACUUCUGGGGGAUUCAUCUACUGAGGUGCUUCAUUGCCCACGUUUCAGGAGUUCUUUAGAUGAGAAUAUUGUGAUGAACACUGCUAAAACACUGCUGAGUCAGCCAAUGGACUAAGUGCAUACAUUGUAUAUACUGCUACUUUUUGGAAAUCAUUUUUGUUAUAAAUUUGAUAAUCUCAUGUAUAAUACCUUUCCUGAAUACAAAAUCAGUACAAUAGAUUUUGCAGCUGUGUCCUUGUCAUCUGUUGCCCUACUUUUUGCUUUGUGACCUUCAUUUAAAUUUACUCUUUAUUAAAACCAAAUUACUACUGAA
Protopterus annectens (West African lungfish) is the source of this 1466-nucleotide messenger RNA. RefSeq names its product GTP binding protein 8 (putative) (gene GTPBP8). The coding region runs from base 262 to 1212 and encodes 316 amino acids. NCBI's taxonomy places the organism in Eukaryota, Metazoa, Chordata, Ceratodontiformes, Protopteridae. Gene Ontology annotation, cellular component: mitochondrion. Gene Ontology annotation, molecular function: GTP binding. The transcript has 9 exons. The record is from RefSeq and is a predicted model, not a curated record.